UCUCCGUUUCUCCUCCUCACGCGCGUACACUUGUCUCUCCUCUCCCACGCAUCACCCAACAAGCAUCGACCUCCUUAUGGCCGACGCCGGCGUUGUCAACACCGUGCCCUCAGCAGAGAACGCCGAGGAGGAACAACCCCUCCCCGCGCCGGUCCCCGUCCCAGCCGCCGACGUUGGGAAAGGCGAGAAGGCACCCGUCCCAGCCGCCGACGUUGGGAAAAACGAGGUGCGGCCGUGCGUGGUGCUUGCCCUCCAGGCGGCGACGGCGCCACCCCUGGUGGCACCCAAGCCCAGGAAACGCCGCCAGGCCAACCCCGCCCCUGCACCGGCCGCCAGCAGGCAGCGGUUGGAGUCCCACGUCGCGGCGCAUGCCCUCCCGACGACGCGGGUGCCACCGCCUGUCUCCGAGAACCACCUGCCGGGCAACAUUCCGUGGAGGUAUAGACAUACAUCGGGGUGCGACGCAUGCGCGUUAGGCAUGGAACUGGGAUCUUGACAAAGAAAAAGGACUCCGGGAAGGCACUCGAAGAAUACUAGAAUCACGGGAUAUAAAUGGAGAAGGAUGUCCACCAGAAGCAACACCCUCGAUCGGUAAUCACUGAUCCGGUCGACUCGGUGUUCAGUGAAGAAGUUGAGACCAUCAUCAUCUAGGUGGAAGAGCGAGGUGGAAAGGCAUGCUCCACCUCCUGGACCAUCUCAAGGAUCACUUGGAGGUGACGCCAUGCAGACCGAGUUAGAGAAGUGUACUGGUGGCUAGAUAAGGAAUUAGUGUUACAAGGAAGGGAUUGUUUUUACUUAUCAUCCUGGGCUAAGCUUUUCUCGUGGCGUGGUCUAAAUGAUUGGCCAAUGAUUUAGGCACUCACGUUCUAUGACUUGGGUCUAUUAGUGGUGGGUUGUGGUAUACCACCUAUAGUUCACAUGUUCAGUAUGUCAUCGGUGUCCUUCAACACUUUGGCCACUCAAAAUGGAUUUUCUAAUCAAUUUUCC
This is a messenger RNA of Hordeum vulgare subsp. vulgare (domesticated barley), 987 nucleotides long. Its product is annotated as translation initiation factor IF-2-like. Bases 77 to 496 code for a protein of 139 amino acids. The transcript has 3 exons. The record is from RefSeq and is a predicted model, not a curated record. Lineage: Eukaryota; Viridiplantae; Streptophyta; Magnoliopsida; Poales; Poaceae.